Molecule: messenger RNA, 4359 nt
Organism: Pongo pygmaeus (Bornean orangutan)
Lineage: Eukaryota; Metazoa; Chordata; Mammalia; Primates; Hominidae
Gene: MICAL1
Product: microtubule associated monooxygenase, calponin and LIM domain containing 1
Exons: 25
Coding region: 1024-4230 (1068 amino acids)
Molecular function (GO): FAD binding; protein binding
Source: RefSeq, a predicted model, not a curated record
GCCGGUAAGUCGUCCAGCGGGGCCGGCUGCGGUGGGGUGCGCUUCCGGGGAAAUGCGGCUGCGGGCGCUCGGGAACCACGCCUGGCAGGUCGGGCAGGUCUUCCCUCAGCCCAGCCCUGCUCACCCCGCGUCCGGACUUUGCCGUCCAGAGUGUCGGGGACCCCCACUGCUGCUGCCCGCGGUCCAGCUCCCUCUCCAUCCUUUCAGACCGCUCCACCCCUCUCACAGCCUUUGUCCUGGCGUUUCCAGGCUGGGUCGCCCCUUUCUCCCCUUUCGCCGAGGUCUUCCUCCUUCCACCCUCCACCCCCAAGAAGGAUCUUUGCCCUUCCGUCUUAAGAUUCCGUCUGCCCUCGUCCGGGCGACCCGCAGCGGGAGGCUUUCAUCUCCUGUCUCGGUGCGGCGGGCUGGGAAGGAGGGGCAGCUGGAUGGUGGAGGGGCCUGAGCCUCAGGGACCUGCCCCCACUGCCACUCACCCUCAACGCUGCUGUGGACACCCGCCUCCUCCAUACCCUCUGAUCCCUUCUGGGCCCCGCGUGAGAAACCCCCUCGGGCACCCGUCAGGCGGCGUGGGAGGGGGCGACAAAGCGAGGCCUUGUCUCCGGAGAUUCCUGGGAGAGUGCGCCCGGGCGCACAGGGGGCGGGGCGGGGUAGGGGUCGAUCAGGGAGGGGGGAACCUGGGAGGGGCGAAGCCGGCUGCGGUCGACCCCCAGCCCUACCCACGGCCCCUUGGAGUAGGGCACAUUCACAGAGGAAGCGUUUUGACCACAGUGCGUCAGAAAUAGACCCAGGCCUCCUUUCCCCAGUCAGUCGCAACAUCCUCCCGCCGUUUGUUGAGGUAGUUUGGUGGAGGGAAGUGGAACCCACGCGGACAGAGGCCGUUUCUCUGUCAGGAGGCAAGCACGAGUGCUGAGAAAAACUUUGCCCUUGCCAUGAGACACUUUUCACACCCAGCGUGGCACUGAGGCCAUCAAGGGGCGCCGCCACUCGCCUCUGCCCAGCUGCUGCCCUCCCCAGUAGGCCUCCAUGGCUUCACCCACCUCCACCAACCCAGCGCAUGCCCACUUUGAGAGCUUCCUGCAGGCCCAGCUGUGCCAGGACGUGCUGAGCAGCUUCCAGGAGCUAUGUGGGGCCCUGGGGCUGGAACCCGGUGGGGGGCUGCCCCAGUACCACAAGAUCAAGAACCAGCUCAACUACUGGAGUGCCAAGUCACUGUGGACCAAGCUGGACAAGCGAGCAGGCCAGCCUGUCUACCAGCAGGGCCGGGCCUGCACCAGCACCAAGUGCCUGGUGGUGGGUGCUGGACCUUGCGGGCUGCGGGUCGCUGUGGAGCUGGCGCUACUGGGGGCCCGAGUGGUGCUGGUAGAAAAGCGCACCAAGUUCUCUCGCCACAACGUGCUCCACCUCUGGCCCUUCACCAUCCAUGACCUGCGGGCACUCGGUGCUAAGAAGUUCUACGGGCGCUUCUGCACUGGCACCCUGGACCACAUCAGCAUCCGGCAGCUCCAGCUGCUUCUGCUGAAGGUAGCAUUGCUGCUGGGGGUGGAAAUUCACUGGGGUGUCACUUUCACUGGCCUCCAGCCCCCUUCUAGGAAGGGGAGUGGCUGGCGUGCCCAGCUCCAACCCAACCCCCCUGCCCAGCUGGCCAACUAUGAAUUUGAUGUCCUUAUCUCGGCUGCAGGAGGUAAAUUCGUCCCUGAAGGCUUCAAAGUUCGAGAAAUGCGAGGCAAACUGGCCAUUGGCAUCACAGCCAACUUUGUGAAUGGACGCACUGUGGAGGAGACACAGGUGCCGGAGAUCAGUGGUGUAGCCAGGAUCUACAACCAGAGCUUCUUCCAGAGCCUUCUCAAAGCCACAGGCAUUGAUCUGGAGAACAUUGUGUACUACAAGGACGACACCCACUACUUUGUGAUGACAGCCAAGAAGCAGUGCCUGCUGCGACUGGGGGUGCUGCGCCAGGACUGGCCAGACACCGAUCGGCUGCUAGGCAGUGCCAAUGUGGUGCCCGAGGCUCUGCAGCGCUUUGCCCGGGAAGCUGCUGACUUUGCCACCCAUGGCAAGCUCGGGAAACUAGAGUUUGCCCAGGAUGCCCAUGGGCAGCCUGAUGUCUCUGCCUUUGACUUCACGAGCAUGAUGCGGGCAGAGAGUUCUGUUCGUGUGCAAGAGAGGCAUGGCGCCCGCCUGCUGCUGGGACUGGUGGGGGACUGCCUGGUGGAGCCCUUCUGGCCCCUGGGCACUGGAGUGGCACGGGGCUUCCUGGCAGCCUUUGACGCAGCCUGGAUGGUGAAGCGGUGGGCAGAGGGCGCUGAGUCCCUAGAGGUGUUGGCUGAGCGUGAAAGCCUGUACCAGCUUCUGUCACAGACAUCCCCAGAAAACAUGCAUCGCAAUGUGGCCCAGUAUGGGCUGGACCCAGCCACCCGCUACCCAAACCUGAACCUCCGGGCAGUGACCCCCAAUCAGGUACGAGACCUGUAUGAUGUGCUAGCCAAGGAGCCUGUGCAGAGGAACGGCGACAAGACAGAUACAGGGAUGCCAGUCACCGGGUCGGCAGGCACCCAGGAGGAGCUGCUACGCUGGUGCCAGGAGCAGACAGCUGGGUACCCGGGAGUCCACGUCUCCGAUUUGUCUUCCUCCUGGGCUGACGGGCUAGCUCUGUGUGCCCUGGUGCACCGGCUGCAGCCUGACCUGCUGGAACCCUCAGAGCUGCAGGGGCUGGGAGCUCUGGAAGCAACUGCUUGGGCACUAAAGGUGGCAGAGCAUGAGCUGGGCAUCACACCGGUGGUGUCUGCACAGGCCAUGGUAGCAGGGAGUGACCCACUGGGCCUCAUUGCCUACCUCAGCCACUUCCACAGUGCCUUCAAGAGCGCGGCCCACAGCCCAGGCCCUGUCAGCCAGGCCUCACCAGGGACCUCCAGUGCUGUAUUAUUCCUUGGUAAACUUCAGAGGACCCUGCAGCGAUCCCGGGCCAAGGAAAACGCAGAGGAUGCUGGCGGCAAGAAGCUGCGCUUGGAGAUGGAGGCCGAGACCCCAAGUACUGAGGUGCCACCUGACCCAGAGCCUGGUGUACCCCUGACACCCCCAUCCCAACACCAGGAGGCCAGUGCCGGGGACCUGUGUGCACUUUGUGGGGAACACCUCUAUGUCCUGGAACGCCUCUGUGUCGAUGGCCAUUUCUUCCACCGGAGCUGCUUCCGCUGCCAUACCUGUGAGGCUACACUGUGGCCAGGUGGCUAUGAGCGGCACCCAGGAGAUGGACAUUUCUACUGCCUCCAGCACCUGCCCCAGCCAGACCACAAAGAGGAAGGCAGUGAUGGAGGUCCUGAGAGUCCGGAGCUCCCCACACCAAGUGAGAAUAGCAUGCCACCAGGCCUCUCAACUCCCACAGCCUCACAGGAGGGGGCCGGUCCUGUUCCAGAUCCCAGCCAGCCCACCCGUCGGCGGAUCCGCCUCUCCAGCCCGGAGCGCCAGCGGUUGUCCUCCCUUAACCUUACUCCUGACCCGGAAAUGGAGCCUCCACCCAAGCCCCCCCGCAGCUGCUCUGCCUUGGCCCGCCACGCCCUGGAGAGCAGCUUUGUGGGUUGGGGCCUGCCAGUCCAGAGCCCUCAAGCUCUUGUGGCCAUGGGGAAGGAGGAAGAAGAGAGUCCCUUCUCCAGUGAAGAGGAAGAAGAAGAAGAUGUGCCUUUGGACUCAGAUGUGGAACAGGCCCUGCAGACCUUUGCCAAGACUUCAGGCACCAUGAAUAACUACCCAACAUGGCGUCGGACUCUGCUGCGCCGUGCGAAGGAGGAGGAGAUGAAGAGGUUCUGCAAGGCCCAGACUAUCCAACGGCGACUAAAUGAGAUCGAGGCUGCCCUGAGGGAGCUAGAAGCCGAGGGUGUGAAGCUGGAGCUGGCCUUGAGGCGCCAGAGCAGUUCCCCAGAACAGCAAAAGAAACUAUGGGUAGGACAGCUGCUACAGCUCGUUGACAAGAAAAACAGCCUGGUGGCUGAGGAGGCCGAGCUCAUGAUCACGGUGCAGGAGUUGAACCUGGAGGAGAAACAGUGGCAGCUGGACCAGGAGCUACGAGGCUACAUGAACCAGGAAGAAACCCUAAAGACAGCUGCUGAUCGGCAGGCUGAGGACCAGGUCCUGAGGAAGCUGGUGGAUUUGGUCAACCAGAGAGAUGCCCUCAUCCGCUUCCAGGAGGAGCGCAGGCUCAGUGAGCUGGCCUUGGGGACAGGGGCCCAGGGCUAGAUGAGGGUGGGCCGUCUGCUUUCGUUCCCACAAAGAAACCACCUCACCCCAGCACAGUGCCACCCCUGUUCAUCUGGGCUGCCUGGCAGAGAGCCUUGCUGUUUACAAUUAAAAUGUUUCUGCCACAAA